This is a messenger RNA of Cynara cardunculus var. scolymus (artichoke), 1014 nucleotides long. Its product is annotated as NAC domain-containing protein 104-like. Lineage: Eukaryota; Viridiplantae; Streptophyta; Magnoliopsida; Asterales; Asteraceae. The record is from RefSeq and is a predicted model, not a curated record. The coding region runs from base 296 to 898 and encodes 200 amino acids. Gene Ontology annotation, molecular function: DNA binding. The transcript is spliced from 3 exons. Gene Ontology annotation, biological process: system development; regulation of DNA-templated transcription.
AAAGCAAACAGCAACCUUCUAACUCAAAACUCAUCCCCCCCUCUCUCUCUCUCUCAUAGUGGUAGUGAUCACAAUACUUCUAUCUCACGUCAGUACAUCUCUCUCUCACUUUCUCUCUCUCUCUCUCUCUCUAACACUGUAUAUAUAUAAUGCCCACAUCCAAAACCUUCCAUUACUCCAUUUUCCAACCCCACAUCAUACACAAGUUCAACUCCUUAAUCCUAUUUUUGUUGAUUUUAGAAAGAAACCAUCGACUUAAUUAUCCACUUAUCGUUUGUUCUUCGUUUUUGUUAACAUGGGUGACAACAACAAUGUCAAUCUCCCACCUGGUUUUCGAUUCUGUCCUACAGACGAAGAACUCGUUGUCCACUUCCUUCAACGCAAGGCCUCUCUCUUACCUUAUCACCCUGAUAUCAUCCCUGAUCUUGAUCUCUACCCUUAUGAUCCUUGGGACUUGGAUGGUAAAGCCAUGGUGGAAGGCAAAAAGUGGUACUAUUACAGCAGAAGGACACAAAAUCGAAUAACAGUGAAUGGGUAUUGGAAAGCAUGGGGUUGUGAUGAACAAAUUAUGAGUUCAAGUAGUAGCAAACGAGUUGGUGUCAAGAAAUAUUAUGUGUUUCAUAUUGGUGAAGCUCCUGAAGGUGUCAAAACGAAUUGGAUAAUGCAGGAAUUUAGGCUUUCUGAUGGUGCUGCUUCAUCUAGUAGUAGUGGCAGCACUGGUAGAUCGAAAAGAAGAAGCCACUCCAAAAUAGAUUUUAGCAAGUGGGUAAUAUGCCGAGUGGUUGAGCAUAGUUGUGACAAUGACAACGAUGAUGAUGAUGGCGGGACAGAGCUUUCAUGUUUAGAUGAAGUUUUUUUGUCACUAGACGAUUUCGACGAUAUUAGUUUUCCUAAUUAAGGAAACAAAAGAUAUUAAUCAAGGGACCGCAACAAGCUAGAGGACCUAAUAUAUGUUACUUGAUGUCAAUUUUCCUUCUUGUAUUUAUCCAGAAAAAUACUUCUUUGUAUUAUCAA